CCUAGUGCAACUAUGGCAACCCCAGCGCUAGAGGCUUGAAGAGGGAGCCAAGCUGAAGGAGGUGAGAGCAGCGGGCAGUGCAUGGAAAAGAUGGAGACUGUCUUGGAGAGCCCUUGAGCCUCCCACAGGCCUGGUGUAGGCUUCCUUUUGGAAGAAUAGCCAGUUACUGCAUGAUGGCAUUUGCACCUCCAAAGAACAUAGAUGUUCCCAAAAUGCAGACCAAGAUGAGUACCUGGACACCCCUCAACCAUCAGCUUUUGAAUGACCAGGUAUUUGAAGAAAGAAGAGCUCUGCUUGGAAAAUGGUUUGACAAAUGGACAGACUCUCAACGGAGAAGAAUCCUCACAGGUCUGUUGGAGCGCUGCUCACUGUCACAGCAAAAGUUCUGCUGUCGAAAGCUUCAGGAAAAAAUUCCAGCAGAAGCCCUGGACUUUACUACCAAGCUUCCUAGGGUGUUAUCCAUAUAUAUCUUCUCUUUCCUUGACCCCCGGAGCCUAUGUCGUUGUGCACAGGUUAGCUGGCACUGGAAGAACUUAGCAGAGCUGGACCAGCUCUGGAUGCUCAAAUGCUUGCGGUUUAACUGGUGCAUCAAUUUCUCUCCAACUCCCUUUGAGCAGGGGAUAUGGAAGAAGCACUAUAUUCGAAUGGUGAAAGAACUUCAUGUUACCAAGCCCAAGACACCUCCAAAAGAUGGAUUUGUAAUUGCUGACGGUCAGCCACUGACAAGCAGUUCUCCAGGACAAAAGCAGCCCCCUUCGUCAGCUUUCCGCUCUUCCUCCACUUUAAGAAAGAAGAAUAGCUCAGGGGAGAAGGAGCUGCCGCCUUGGAGGUCGUCUGAUAAGCAUCCAACCGAUAUCAUUCGAUUUAAUUACCUGGAUAACUGCGACCCCCCCCAGCCCUGGCAAGGAAGAAAGAAAAGAAAUGAAAUGACCCCAGAUUUCAGCCGACACUCACAUGAUAAGAAAAAUAAAUUGCAGGACAGAGCUAGGCCAAGAAAAGCACACUUGCUGAUGUCCCUGAGUUCCAGCUCCUCUCUAAAAGUUCCAGCUCAUCUGGCUUGGCCCCCUCAUGCGUCAGUGAGAUCCCCAGCUCUCGAAGCAGCAACUAAAAUUCUCAUGCAGCACCUUCAGAGACACCCCGGGCUUCAGUCAUUCCUCAUCCGGGAUCAGAGUCACAGCUGAUCUGAAAAAGGGAUUGGACUGUUCUAGAAAUGACAAGACACGCUACGUGAUGGCGAGCUGGAUUCUCCAGUCUCCUCCAUUAGAAGCCCUUCCAGUUUAAGUUCCUUGUUGUAAAAGUGAGUCCUCCAGUAAAAACAAAUUAAUGGCGCAAAUGUUGAAAGUUUUACAAAGUGAGAAGUGUGACCGUAGCUACUGUGGGAUUGGUGCAGCGUCCAUAUCCAGAAUGUGAGGCAGGCCCACCAGCUCCUUGGGAGUUUAAUGAGGAGCUAUUUAUCAUGGUGACUUACUUGGUGACUAGGGCUGCAGCAGACUGGGUGUCUUUCCUCAUGGUUCUGGAGGCUGAAGUGUAAGAUGCCGGUGUCAGCAGGGCCAGUUUCUUCUGAGGUCUCUUCUUGGCUUGUGGAUGGCAUCUUCUUUCUUCCUGUGUCUUCUCUUUUCUGUGUGUGUCUGUAUCCAAAUUUCUCUUUGUGUGUGUGGUGCCAGGAUUGAAUCCAAGGCCUCCAAUGUGCUCUGCCACUGGGCUGCAUCUCCAGCCCAUAAAUCUCUUUUGAUGAGGACACCAGUCCUAUUGGAUUAGGGCCCAUCCUAAUGACCUCACUUAAACAUAAUUACCUCUUUAAGGCCCUUGCUCCAAAUACAGUCCCAUUUUAAGAUACUAGGAGUUAGGACUUUGGCAUAUGAAGUUGUAGGGGACACAAGUUGACCCAUGACACACUAUGGACAGGGUUCAGGAAAGCAAGAAGGGAUGGAGGGGCACCCAGGCACUAGCAAUAACAGAAAUCUUUAGGCAUCUGGGCUGCAGAGGUAGAGGGAAGAUCCUGGGACCUAGUCUCAGCUCUAGUCACAAGAGAGGGGUCACAAGAGAGGGGCCAGGGUGUGUGUCCUGGGUAGAGGAAAAGUUACUGUUAAGACCAAGGGUAGAGGGCUAAGACCUGUCCCUUCUCUUACCACACCUCCACACUGCUGACAGCUUCCAGUUGUUCACCAUCUGGAGGCAGGAGCAAAGACACCUGGGGGUGCCGCUCUCAGAGGCCAGCCUCCCAAGACAGUGCAGAGCUGCCAGGUGUGCUGGAAGGCUCGGAAAUGUGGGAGACGAUGGACCGUAACUGGCACCAGGGAGGGAAAGUGUACGUUUCCAGAGGCGGGAUUACAAUUAAUGUUUGAGUAACUUAAAUGGGCUUUAGUUACUGGAAAACAGAAAAUGUCACUUUGCUGCAAAAAUAUUAGUCAUACAUUCUGAACUAAAUCACCUACCCCUGUAACCAUCUCAAUGUCCCGGAAGUUACCAUUCUAGAAAACAUUUUUACCUAGGUAAAGCAAAAAUAAUAGAAAAACAAAUG
Messenger RNA from Sciurus carolinensis (gray squirrel), 2521 nucleotides. It is a transcript of the gene Fbxo16, whose product is annotated as F-box protein 16. Gene Ontology annotation, molecular function: protein binding. Bases 171 to 1181 code for a protein of 336 amino acids. The record is from RefSeq and is a predicted model, not a curated record. The transcript has 8 exons. Lineage: Eukaryota; Metazoa; Chordata; Mammalia; Rodentia; Sciuridae.